Ornithodoros turicata is the source of this 1043-nucleotide messenger RNA. Its product is annotated as probable bifunctional dTTP/UTP pyrophosphatase/methyltransferase protein. The transcript is spliced from 6 exons. Lineage: Eukaryota; Metazoa; Arthropoda; Arachnida; Ixodida; Argasidae. Gene Ontology annotation, molecular function: nucleoside triphosphate diphosphatase activity. Bases 140 to 787 code for a protein of 215 amino acids. The record is from RefSeq and is a predicted model, not a curated record.
CAUUUCCAUCGCGAAGGACAUCAUGAAAGUAAACAAACAGACGUGCAUUGGAGAGCGAAGACCGGCUUAAAACGUGGUUUCAUAUUCGAAAUUUCGAGCCAUUUCUUUCUACAGAACACCUUCGCGUUUACUACGAACAAUGCUAGAGCCACUUCUACCAAUAUUGGAAAGGAAACAAAUAAUUUUGGCAAGCAGUUCGCCUCGACGCAAGGAGAUUCUCAACAUGCUGGGUCUCAAAUACCAGAUUGUAACGUCCGACUUCGAAGAAAACUUGAAUAAGGACGACUUCCCAACGCCAGUGCAAUAUGCCAUCGAAACGUCCAGGAGGAAGGCAGUCGAUGUGGCAGAAAUUUUAUCAAAAGCAAAUAAAAGUGCAGAUUUGAUAAUAGCAGCCGAUACCAUAGUCACCGUGGAUAACGUAAUCUACGGGAAACCAAAAGAUCAAGCUGACGCUAUUGAGAUUUUGAAAAAACUCAAUAACAGGAGUCAUACAGUUGAAACAGGCGUCACACUUCUGUAUCCAUCAAACGGGAAAUUUUUGUCAAGGUGUUUCAGCGAAACGACAAUGGUUCACAUCACGGGUAUGACUCAGUCGAUGAUAGAAGGCUACGUGAAGACUGGAGAACCAAUGGGCAAGGCUGGAGCGUACGGCAUCCAGGGAAAAGGUGGAAGCCUCAUCGAGAAGAUUUCCGGAGACUACUACAACGUCAUGGGAUUUCCCCUGCACAAGUUUUGUAAAGAAUUGAUCGCACUUUACACAGAGUUGGGCUUUGUAGACAAAGCUUAAAUUAACUAAAAUCGUUGACGAGUUAUCAUAAAUACAUUGUACGAGGAUGAUCAGACCAGGCUCAAAGGACAAUCCAGGUUACAAACAGUUGAACGUAGUUGAAAUAAGUGGCAACCGGUUUCAAUUCAGCCGGCAUCAUAUCACAGUCUCCACUGCUGCUGCUUUUUGAAGUUGUGAGUCACUUGUGAAGAGUUCUUUUAUGUUCUUUGCUCAUAUAUGUGCUGCGUUUUUCAUAAAUAAAAUGGAUGUAAAUGGA